AAAGCUCAUACUUCAAUGGCGGGAAUGGCGAUUCUCCGUCUUCCUUAUGCUCCCAUUCGUGUCUCCGCCUUCUUCCCUCUUUCGAUUCUCUUUCCUUCACCGAUCACCUCUAGAAACACCGCCGUUUGUUUCUGUUCGGCGUCGGAAUUCGCCGACAUCGUGCCUAAGGACGACUCAAAACGCGGUCCUCUCAAACCUGGGCUCUACCUCGUUGGAACUCCCAUCGGUAAUCUCGAAGAUAUUACUUUACGUGCCCUUCGUGUACUGAAAUCUGCGGAUGUGAUACUCUCUGAGGACACGAGACAUUCUGGGAAGUUGCUUCAGUACUACAACAUUAAAGCUCAACUUCUCAGUUAUCACAAGUUCAACGAGGCACAAAGAGAGCAGGCGGUGUUAGAUCGAUUGAAACAAGGAGAGAUUGUGGCGCUUAUCAGCGAUGCAGGGACACCGGGAAUUAGUGAUCCUGGUACUCAACUUGCCAAGAUGUGUGCGAAAGAGAAAAUAGAUGUCAUUCCAAUACCUGGGGCUUGUGCUGUAGUUGCUGCUCUUUCUGCCUCUGGUUUGGAUACAGAUGAGUUCACGUUCGUUGGAUUUCUUCCUAAGCAUUCUAGAACAAGGAAGGAUAGGCUGACUGUUUCAUCGAAUGAGACAAGAACACAAAUCUUUUAUGUUCCCCCUCAUAAGCUGUCACAGUUUCUCGAAGAAACCACUCCUUACUUUGGUGAAUUAAGGCAAUGUGUAAUAGCUCGAGAGAUUACAAAGCUGCAUGAAGAGUUUUGGAGGGGUUCGCUAGGGGAAGCCAAGCAAGAGUUUCUGAUUCGCCAACCAAAAGGAGAAAUCACGCUUUUGAUUGAAGGAAAGGAAGAAACCAAACCUGAAAAUCCAACGGAUUCUCAACUUGAAGAUGAUUUAAGAGUGCUGAUCUCUGAAGGACACAGCCUUUCCACGGCGGUGAAAACAGUGGCGGAAAGAACAUCAAUGAGAAAGAAAUUGGUAUAUUCGUUGGCAUUGAAGAAGUUCGGGAAGCAUAUUCAAGUAGAAGAUGCGGAUGAGUAGAUGGGAAGCCAUUGGAGGCAUUAAAGCUUUUGCUCCGAUGCCUUUUGCUUCAAACUCAUCAAUGUCAGGCUGUAAAGACUGUUGCGUUAAAUGUGUCCCUCAAAACCCUUGAGCUUUGGAUCUUGAUUUGGUGGGUUUAGAGUAUAGUAAGGGUUGUUUCUUUCCUCCAGAUUGUUUUAGUUACUUGUUUGGUUUUUGGUGCUCAAAGAUCAAUUUUCGUUUCUCAGUCUUGAAAUGUGCCUCUUUUUUUUUAUUCUGUAGGAUAUACCAAGAGAUAAAACCCAUAGCCAUAAACCAUUUUUAUUUAUUAAUUCUUCUU
Messenger RNA from Eutrema salsugineum, 1375 nucleotides. RefSeq names its product ribosomal RNA small subunit methyltransferase I. NCBI's taxonomy places the organism in Eukaryota, Viridiplantae, Streptophyta, Magnoliopsida, Brassicales, Brassicaceae. Gene Ontology annotation, molecular function: methyltransferase activity. The transcript is spliced from 9 exons. The record is from RefSeq and is a predicted model, not a curated record. The coding region runs from base 16 to 1056 and encodes 346 amino acids.